This is a messenger RNA of Durotheca rogersii, 3405 nucleotides long. Its product is annotated as antibiotic synthetase. NCBI's taxonomy places the organism in Eukaryota, Fungi, Ascomycota, Sordariomycetes, Xylariales, Xylariaceae. Gene Ontology annotation, molecular function: phosphopantetheine binding. The record is from RefSeq and is a predicted model, not a curated record. The coding region runs from base 1 to 3096 and encodes 1031 amino acids. The transcript has a single exon.
AUGCCUAACCUCACAGAUAUCGCUCUCCCGGGCCUUGGCUAUGGUAUCCAAAAAUGGGCUGUCACUCUCCCAAACAAAAUUGCCAUCCGACAUUCUGCGCGUCAAGUUACAUACCAGCAAUUGGAUUCCCUAGCGAAGUAUAUUGCCCUUCAGCUCGUCAAAGGCGGACUGUGCUACGAGGAGCCUGUCGGUAUCCUCACCGGUCAUGGCAUCAACCACAUUAUUGCUCAGGUAGCCGUUUUAUACGCUGCCGGCACCUGUCUGCCCCUAGACCCAGAACUUCUGUCCGAUGACAUGCAGACAAGGUUGGACGUCGCCAAAGUCCGAUACCUCAUCACAGACACUGAACAUGAAGAUUCUCGCCUCUCUACGCAGACUCGAUUUCUUGUUUCUGCACCACCUGCUGAGCCACAUAGAAGCAAUGGCGGAGACAGCGAAAAUGACAAGGAGGUGACCAUUCCAGCUCCUGUGCGAGCGGACCACCGCUCCCACAUUCUCUUCACUUCUGGAACAACAGGUGUUCCUAAAGGCGUUGAAGUUCCCGGGAGAGGUAUUCUACGUCUGGCCAGGGACAAACUGUGCUUUCCUAGCCCGAAUGAGGAAGUUCUUGGCCACAUUAAUAGUGUUGGCUUUGAUGUUUCGUUGCUCGAUAUAUUCGGCGCCCUUCUCAACGGCUCUACCAUUGCGGUACUCGACCGUCAGCAGGCACUGAGCCCCGAGAUCUUCGCUAAAGCCCUUAGGAGCUUGGGCGUAACCUCGAUGUUCUUGACCUCAAGCCUCUUUAAUAUCAUCGCCAUUGCCUGUCCGUCGGCAUUCUCUGAGAUGAACACUCUAAUGGUUGGUGGCGAGCCACCAGGUGUCAAAGCUCUACAAACCGUCUUUCAUAACGGGCCGCCGAAACGUAUUGUUAACGGUUAUGGCCCAACGGAGUCCACAGUCUUUGCUGUAUGCCACUGCAUAACACGAGAGGAAGCCGAUGCGGGGAAACUCUUCAUUGGAAAAGCAAUCCUCGAAACUGAAGUUUACAUCCUCGAUCACGACAUGAAGCCUGUCGAGGGACAGGGUCAGGGAGAACUAUACAUCGGAGGAAAUGGCCUCGCUCGGGGUUACUUGAAUAACGAGGGGAAGACUCGUGAGGCUUUUGUGAGGGCUCCCGGGUUGGGCAUCAACGGCAAGGACGUCUUACUCUACCGGACAAGAGAUAUUGUUAAACGCAAUCGUGAUGGGAAUAUUAUCUGGAUGGGUCGCAAGGACCGUGAGAUCAAGAUACGCGGGUACAGAGUUAACCUCGACAUCGUCGAGGCCAAUCUUUUGGAUACCCACCUAGUCAAAGUCGCCGUGGCUAUGAAGAUCCAGCCUCCUGGCCAGAUUGCCGCUUCGCUCGUUGCAUGCGUCUCCCUCGAGGAGUCCAUUAACAUCCAGGCACUGCACCUUAACCUCAAGAAGCGUCUCCCCGCUUAUAUGAUCCCGCAAAUUGUGGUCAUAGAUAAAAUCCCACUCAAUCGGAACGGCAAGGUUGAUCGGCACAAGAUAUCCCAGGACCUGGCAGAAACUAUCCGAAAUAAUAUUCGGGAUGGCAAACUGUGCACCGAUACGUUGUUGCUGGAUAGCAAGCUUUCUAUUGUAGAGAAGCGCCUUGCGUCGGUUUGGCUCCGAAUCCUAGGUACCGUCUCGCCGUCUAGUAUCACCCACGAGGCAGACUUUUUCCACCUUGGUGCCACCUCGCUUUCUGCAGCGGCAUUAAUUGCAGAGGUCCGCUGUGAGUUCAACGUGGUACUUACCGCACGAGCCGUCUACGAGCACCCGACCCUUCGUGCUCUAGGGGCCGUCAUUGAAAAGGGCGGAGCAGAUGAGUUCGGUCGCAUUGAGGAGGUCGUGGCCCAGUGCAGGCGAGAUGCUGGACUCUGGCGGCGAGUCAAUUGGUCCACCGACACUCCACAUGUUACGGACUGGAGAGCGAAAGAUGAAGGAAAGGUCCUUAUCACUGGCGUCACUGGGUUCGUUGGCGCCUUCGUCGUCUCGGAAAUGCUAGCGCUGGAAGAGGUCAAAAGUAUCAGGUGUCUCGUUCGCUCCCCCUCAGCCGAAGAGGGCUACAAACGGUUAUUAAAGAAUCUCGAAAAGUACAACCUUGGCAAGCUUCCCAGAGACCACUUAUCCAAACUGGAGGUCAUCAGCGGAGACUUCGCCCACCCGAGGCUCGGUUUAAGCGAGGAUGAUUUCGACGCCCUAGCAAACUGGGCAAGUGUUGUAUUCCACAUGGGCGCCCAGGUCAAUUAUAACCAGCCCUACUCUGCGCACCGAUCAGCUAACGUCCUCGGAACUCUGCACAUGGUGCAAUUAUCAUUGAGUGGCAGGAUCAAACCUUUCCACUACACCUCUAGCAUCGCGGCCUACGGCCCGACUCGCUUUGCUAAACGUCAGCUUAUUUCCGAGGAUGAGCCUAUCGCGCCAUUCAUCGAGACUUCAGUUCCCUAUGAAGGUGGCUACGGGCAGAGCCAGUGGGUUGCGGAUGAGAUCGUCUCUAAACUCAUGCUGGCGGGUCUCCCCAUCGCCAUCUACCGGCUCGGAUUCGUUCUAUGCGAUAGCAAAACCGGAACAGGCAACCCGGAUGACUUCGUCAGUAGACUGUUGAAAGACUGCAUGGAGCACGGAACUUACCCUCUUCUCCGCAACCAGCGCAAGGAAUUGGUCCCGGUCGACUACGCAGCCUCUGCUAUACUUGCCAUCUCCAAGUCCCAGACCAACCUAGGCAAAGCCUACCACAUCUGUCCAGACGUUGACAAAUCUCUCGACGUCAUAGAUUUGUUUGAGAUGGUGGCACGGAUCCAGAACCUCGAGCUCAGGGGUCUCGAAUACCCAGAAUGGGUGGAGCGGGUGAAGAAGACUACUACCGUCGGCUCUGGUUCGCGGCUCGAGGCGUUGAUUCCUAUGUUAGAGGAGAAGGUUUACGGCGAUAUGACGCGGUGGGAAGUCUAUGAAGACAUGGCGCGCUUCAAGUCGGAUAACACCUCGCGCGCACUCGGCAAAGAUAACAACGUCUUCUGUACACACAUUGACGAGGUGGUCCUCAGACGAUACCUCGAUACUUUGCAGUAGGUGCGGAACUAGCAGGGCCAAGGGGGGCGGGGGAACCUCGCGAGGCAAAGUAUAACCGACUCCCAGGUGCUGUAAGUUACAAGCGAUAGCAACUAUUUCAUUAUGUCUAUGAAGCGUAUAAAAUCCCAGUUAAGGCACGCAAUGCGAAGGGUAAAUCCGCGGUCCUCCUCCCUCCCUUUCGUCCCCCUCUAGUCGGCCCUAAUCGUCUCGCCGUCUCGAUCGCGUCCUCCCCCCCCUCGUCUUCCUCCGCACAGCCACCGCGACCCCCCUCCUCGGCGCCUCAGGUGCUGGCGCCGGUGACGGGGCAGA